AUGGCGGUAGGAGUGGAUGCUGCCAGGCUAACCAGAGCAGACGAUGUCUUCACCGAGCAUCAGCUCCAGUAUAUCUUCGGCGUCAAGUCUCCUACGAGUAGCGGGAGGAACGCCCUUGGAUUACGGCGUACGUCGGGAAGACCGCCGCAUGUUGCCAUGUCGAACGGCCCGGUGAGUCCGGCGGGUGGUUCCGUCAGACAGAGAGUCUGGCCUCCACCGGCCGAAAAUCCUGAGCCUGACAAGGCUGCGUCAACACCGAGACCCAAGCCGCUAAGAAAGACGUCGUUCCCACAGUUUGAAUCGCCACAGAGCCCCGACAGUGUUUCUUCGCCGCAGGCAAAGUCAUCCCCAAACACACCGACUCUGUCGUCACCACAAGCCGAGCCGUCCCGGACACCUAUCGUCAUCUCGUCACCUGUGUCGGACCCACCGCGCGUUCCCCUCAUCAUCUCCUCCCCGCUGUCUGAUCCACCUCCGAGCCUGCCUUCCACCGAGCCGCCUCACAGCCCGGAGAUACCCUCAUCCCCUCAGUCCUCACCUCGCAGCCCAAUCAUCAUCUCUUCCCCCAUCUCUGAGCCGACAAGAAGCCCUCUCAUCAUCUCCUCCCCGCUGUCGGAGACAUCCCGAAGCCAGCCUUCCUCCGAGCCGACCACCCCGGUGAUCCUGUCUUCCCCUCAGUCGGAGCCCAGAAGUCCGGUCAUCAUCACCUCGAAGACGGCAGAAUCACCGCGAAGCCCGAUCAUCAUCUCGUCCCCACUCCCCAAGUCCCCGGUAAGCCCUCUUGUCAUCUCGUCCCCGCAGUCACAACUUCCCAUCAUCGUGUCGAAGAAGGACACCCCGGCGGCACCCCAGCAGCAGGCCCCGGCAGGUGAGCAGGCGGCCUCCCCUAGCCCCGGCCCCGACUCUACCCUCACCAAACGGAACUCUGUAAUUCUCAUGCGGGGAGGAGAGACUGAGGAGACCAAGGGACCUUCCUUAAAGGAACGGAUAAGUGCUCUGUACGGAUCGUCUUAG
This is a messenger RNA of Branchiostoma floridae (Florida lancelet), 1014 nucleotides long. RefSeq names its product proline-rich receptor-like protein kinase PERK8. Lineage: Eukaryota; Metazoa; Chordata; Leptocardii; Amphioxiformes; Branchiostomatidae. The transcript has a single exon. The record is from RefSeq and is a predicted model, not a curated record. The coding region runs from base 1 to 1014 and encodes 337 amino acids.